Molecule: messenger RNA, 564 nt
Organism: Arvicanthis niloticus (Nile rat)
Lineage: Eukaryota; Metazoa; Chordata; Mammalia; Rodentia; Muridae
Gene: Lgals1
Product: galectin 1
Molecular function (GO): lactose binding; laminin binding
Source: RefSeq, a predicted model, not a curated record
CCAGUUAAAAAGGUCGGAGCGGGCCUGGGGCCCCCAUCUCUCGGGUGGAGUCUUCUGACAGCUGGUGGAGCAGGUCGCAGGAAUCUCUUCACUUCAGUCAUGGCCUGUGGUCUGGUCGCCAGCAACCUGAAUCUCAAACCUGGGGAAAGUCUCAAAGUUCGGGGAGAGGUGGCCCCGGACGCCAAGAGCUUUGUGCUGAACCUGGGGAAAGACAGCAACAACCUGUGCCUACACUUCAACCCCCGCUUCAAUGCCCAUGGAGAUGCCAACACCAUUGUGUGUAACAGCAAGGACGAUGGGACCUGGGGAACCGAACAUCGAGAGCCUGCCUUCCCCUUCCAGCCCGGGAGCAUCACGGAGGUGUGCAUCACCUUUGACCAGGCUGACCUGACCAUCAAACUACCAGACGGACAUGAGUUCAAGUUCCCCAACCGUCUCAACAUGGAGGCCAUCAGCUACAUGGCCGCAGAUGGCGACUUCAAGAUUAAGUGCGUGUCCUUUGAGUGAAGCCAGCCAGCCCGUAGCCCUCAAUAAAGGCAGCUGCCUCUGCUCCCUGUAACCCAG